AUGGACGGAGAGGACAGAGGGGACAGAGACGUGAGCCUCAGCGAGGACACCAGAGGAAGGUCAAGUCCUCCCCGGUCCACAUCAGUGAGACAACGGCAGAGAGUUCAGCAACCAUCAGUGGAGGGAUGCUGUGAAGACGAGAAGUCGGUCUCCGUCUCCCCAAAGCUGACCAACUGGAUCAAGCUCAACGCUAAAGACCUCAAGAUCCGGCUGACAGACCGGCGGUGGGCUGCAGAGGUGGUCAACGACUUCCGUGAGAAUUUGCUGAGGUUCCUGAAGAAUAAUGAAGAUCAACCUUUCUUCCAGUCAGUCGAAUUCCUCACGUCUGGCAGCUACUUUGAGAAGGUUAAGAUCCACAGUCCUGAUGAGUUUGACAUGAUGCUGAAGCUUCCGGUUCCUUCACGCCUCAAGAUGACAAAGCUCGACAGCGGCCUGUUCUACCAGAUCGAUUUGGCGCGGCCCACCAGGACCCCCAUACGGGCCUUUGUUUUGGAGAAUAAGCUCACUCUCUCAUCAAGCAAGAUCCUGAGCGAGAUGUACCGCCUUGUCCGCAAGUUCCUCAAAACCUAUAAAGGUUUCGGCUGGGAGGUGAACAGGAAGCGCCUCAACUCCCCGGCUGUCACUUUGUCUCUGUACAAAACCGGGGGCAAAAGUGACGAGCUGAUCUCUGUGGAUGUGGUUCCUGCUCUGGAGGUAAAUCAUGGCUGGCCGCUUGCUGUCCGUAAUGGCCCUGAUGUGGAGAAGUGGCUGGGGAAGAAGUUUCGCCAGGAAAUCAAAACUUUGCCCUGUUUCUUUGUACCAAAGAGGCUGAAAGGUCGAAAGCUCAGCGAGGAAGCAAAAGAGAGUUGGAGGAUUUCUUUCUCUCUCAUUGAAAAGAAAAUCAUCACGCUCCAUGGCAACAAGAAAACCUGCUGUGAGAGUAACGCUACCAAAUGCUGCCGUAAGCAGUGCCUAAUGCUGCUCAAAUCUCUGAUUACGGGCCUGAAACAACGUUUCCCCAAAGAGCUGGAUGACCUCUGCUCAUACCACGGCAAGACCGCCUUCCUCAACACCCUGUCUGUCAGGUACCAAGACUCCAUGUGGGCUUGCCAAAAUCUUCCUGCCUGUUUCCUGUAUCUCCUAAAGGCUCUGGAGGACUAUGCCAGUGUAGGCUUCCUCCCUCACUUCUUUGUCCCUGAAUGCAACCUCUUCUCCUCGACUGUAUUCCCCCGCAAAACGCUGGCUUUCCUCAUCAAUGCCCUGCAGGAGCAGAGGAGGGAGGGUCUGCCCCUGCUGAAGCCUCCAGGCCCCGUCCCACCACUGAGACAACUGUCUCUGUUAACAGGUUCCUCCAUUGAAGAAGAAGAAUCCACACAACCAACGCACCAGAUGACUACAUUUCAGUGUUCGAACACCACAUUUAUGCAUAAAAUUCUCCUGAUGGUUGCUGCUUUGGUUUUUGCCCUGUUUGUUGUGAUUAAUGGAAAGUGA
This is a messenger RNA of Scomber japonicus (chub mackerel), 1470 nucleotides long. RefSeq names its product cyclic GMP-AMP synthase. The transcript is spliced from 8 exons. NCBI's taxonomy places the organism in Eukaryota, Metazoa, Chordata, Actinopteri, Scombriformes, Scombridae. Gene Ontology annotation, molecular function: chromatin binding; 2',3'-cyclic GMP-AMP synthase activity; double-stranded DNA binding. The record is from RefSeq and is a predicted model, not a curated record. Gene Ontology annotation, biological process: negative regulation of double-strand break repair via homologous recombination; paracrine signaling; positive regulation of type I interferon production. Gene Ontology annotation, cellular component: site of double-strand break; nucleus; cytosol. The coding region runs from base 1 to 1470 and encodes 489 amino acids.